AGCUAUGUUACAUGAAACCCUUCUGCCUGCUUGUCAACCUGUAAAAAAAUACAUGGGGUAAGAACAGAGGGUAUCUCCAGAAUAUAAUCAUUGAGAAGAGAAGAAAUGGCUUGAGUGAAAUUAGAAGCAGACUGUAAAAAAGAAGUUGCACGUUUACUCAAUGAUGAUGAAGAGGAAAGCUCAGAAUAGAUCUCAUUUUGAUAGUGGGGUGCAUGGAGUUGCAUAUCGGAGUUCGAGACUUCAUUGAAGUAGUUUCUUUGUCUUGGAAUGAGCUUCAUAAAAAGGUUUUGCAGCGAUUGGUAGAAGAUGAAUACCAGAGUGAAGAGUAAUAAACUGCAAUCUAUGAAGGCUACACUGAAGCAAGAUAAACAGAAGGCCAAUAUGCGGGGGAGCAAAGUAGUUGCUGCCGUGAAAGCAACCACAAGUCGACGAGUCUCUAGCAGAGAGAGAAAAAUGGCUCUGCAACAAGAUGUUGAUAAGUUGAAGAAGAAGCUUAGGCAUGAAGAGAAUAUUCACAGAGCUUUAGAGAGGGCUUUCAAUAGACCUUUGGGAGCUCUGCCUCGUCUACCUCCUUAUCUUCCUCCUCCUACAAAGAAGCUUCUUGCAGAAGUGGCCGUAUUGGAAGAGGAGAUUGUUCGGCUUGAAGAACAGGUAGUGCAUUUCAGACAAGAUUUAUAUCAAGAAGCUAUCUACAUUUCAUCCUCCAAAAAGAACAUGGAAAAUUCAGCUGAUUCAUGCAUGAACAAGAAUUCAGAACAAGCGCAGUUAAAGUGUUCAAAUGGGAAUGCGGGUGAAUCCACAACAUCCACACUAACCCAAUUGGCUUCUCUUUCCAAAGAUGGAAGGGGCAAAGAAAACCAAUCAUGUGCUAAUUCUGUGAAGAAGAAGGGAUCCUUUGGGCAAAAAUUGCAGCCACCCAGAACUCCAGUGAAGAGGCCUCUCAUUGACAGUAAACUGGCAGACAAGCAUUUAGAUCCUCAGAAAUUACAGGUUCAGCUAGAAUGUCAUGUAAGAGACCCCGAAAAUGCAGAGGCAAAAAUUGUAAGAGUCUCCAAGGAGAGCUCAUCUGGAGAUGAUGGCCCAAACAAAAUUUCUGAGGAUAUUGUGAACUGCCUGUCUGGCAUUUUGUUAAGAAUGAGCACAGUUAAAAGCAGAGAGGAAGCAGAAUUUGGGGAUCCUUAUGGUAUCUGUUCACAGUUUGGAAGAAGAGAUAUUGGCCCAUAUAAGCAUCUAUUUGCUAUUGAAGUGCACUCGAUCAAUCCAAACCGAACAUCCAGUUCUAUGUUUCUUCUCCGUAGAUUAAAAAUCCUACUUGGGAAACUUGCCUCUGUCAAUUUACAGAACCUCACCCAUCAGGAGAAGCUUGCAUUCUGGAUAAACAUUUACAAUUCCUGCAUGAUGAAUGCAUUUCUUGAGCAUGGAAUACCAGAGAGUCCCAAAAUGGUUGUCGAAUUGAUGCGAAAGGGAACAAUAAAUGUUGGAGGCCAUUUACUUAAUGCAAUUACCAUUGAACACUUUAUCCUCAGAUUGCCCUAUCACUCAAAAUAUACCUUUACAAAGGGAGCAAAAAACGAUGAAAUGGCAGCAAGGUGCAUAUUUGGAUUGGAGUUAUCUGAACCGUUAGUAACAUUUGCCCUCUCCUGUGGAAGCUGGUCCUCUCCUGCUGUGAGAAUUUACACUGCUUCUCAAGUUGAAAACGAACUAGAAGUUGCCAAAAGAGAAUACCUGCAAGCUGCAGUUGGUAUUUCUGCAGAGAAAUUUGCAGUUCCAAAGCUAUUGGAUUGGUACUUACUUGACUUUGCAAAGGACUUUGAGUCUUUGCUGGAUUGGAUCUGCCUACAGUUGCCAAGUGAAUUAGGGAAAAAAGCAAUUCAAUGUCUUGAAAGGGGAAAACAUGAGCCUUCUUCAAAAUUUAUCCAAGUUGUCCCAUAUGAAUUCAGCUUUAGGUAUCUUCUAUACACAUGAAUGAUUCUUGUUAGUUGGAAUUUAUUUUGACCUGGCUGAAAGAAGAGUGUUGAGUUACAGUUUUGUACACCAAUAAAACUAUGUGCACCUAGUUUUGAGUACCUAAUUAGGUAUUUAGAUGAUGUGUCAUCUUAUGAUCGAGUCUGGAUACAUUAUUGGGUACUCAAAACUGGUUACACAACCAGAGAAUAGAUGUUGUAACUAAAUGUAUAAUCUAGUCUUUCUUGUAAGUAGUUGCCAGAGAAAUGUUCUCUUAUUGGGAUCCUGCAUGUAACUAUGAAAUGGGAAGAUUUCUAUACAAAAAGGUGGCUUUACUUGGGGGAAUGCAA
Messenger RNA from Mangifera indica (mango), 2294 nucleotides. RefSeq lists its product as uncharacterized. NCBI's taxonomy places the organism in Eukaryota, Viridiplantae, Streptophyta, Magnoliopsida, Sapindales, Anacardiaceae. The coding region runs from base 307 to 1965 and encodes 552 amino acids. The transcript is spliced from 12 exons. The record is from RefSeq and is a predicted model, not a curated record.